Molecule: messenger RNA, 3513 nt
Organism: Knipowitschia caucasica
Lineage: Eukaryota; Metazoa; Chordata; Actinopteri; Gobiiformes; Gobiidae
Source: the annotation of a GenBank genome assembly
AUGCCGGACCAAAUAUCGGUGUCGGAGUUUCUCUCGGAGACAACAGAGGAUUACAAUUCCCCGACCACAUCCAGCUUCACCACCCGCAUGCAGAGCUGCAGGAACAGCGUGAAUGUGCUGGAAGAGGCUUUGGACCAGGACAGAACCUCCCUCCAGAAGGUGAAGAAGUCCGUCAAGGCCAUCUACAAUUCAGGACAAGAUCACGUCCAAAAUGAGGAAAAUUAUGCUCAAGCGUUGGACAAAUUUGGCAGCAACUUUAUCAGCCGCGACAACUCGGAUCUGGGCACCGCCUUUGUGAAGUUCUCCUCUCUCACCAAGGAACUGUCCGCCCUCCUGAAGAAUCUGCUCCAGAGCCUGAGCCACAAUGUAAUCUUCACCUUGGACUCGCUGCUGAAGGGCGACUUGAAAGGCGUGAAAGGGGACAUAAAGAAGCCCUUUGACAAAGCGUGGAAGGACUACGAAGCCAAGUUUACAAAGAUCGAGAAGGAGAAGCGGGAGCACGCCAAACAGCACGGCAUGAUCCGCACGGAGAUCACCGGAGCCGAGAUCGCAGAGGAGAUGGAGAAGGAGCGCCGCCUCUUCCAGCUCCAAAUGUGUGAGUACCUGAUCAAAGUGAACGAGAUCAAGACAAAGAAAGGAGUGGACCUCCUUCAGAACCUCAUCAAGUAUUACCACGCACAGUGCAAUUUCUUCCAAGAUGGCUUGAAGACGGCAGAUAAGCUGAAGCAGUACAUAGAGAAACUGGCAGCUGAUCUCUAUAAUAUCAAACAAACUCAGGAUGAGGAGAAGAAGCAGCUGACAGCGUUGAGAGAUCUGAUCAAGUCCUCUCUCCAGCUGGACCAGAAGGAGGACUCUCAAAGUAAGCAAGGCGGCUACAGUAUGCACCAGCUGCAGGGCAACAAGGAGUUUGGAUGUGAGAAGAAAGGCUACUUGCUGAAGAAGAGCGAUGGACUGAGGAAGGUGUGGCAGCGGCGGCAGUGCUCCGUGAAGGGGGGCAUCCUCACCAUCGCUCAUGCCACGUCCAACCGACAGCCGGUCAAACUCAACCUGUUGACCUGUCAGGUGAAGCCCAGUUCCGAGGAUAGGAAGUGCUUUGACCUGAUUUCUCAUAACCGGACAUAUCAUUUCCAAGCAGAAGAUGAACAGGAGUUUGUUAUCUGGAUCUCCGUGCUGACCAACAGUAAGGAAGAAGCCCUCAACAUGGCGUUCCGCGGGGAGCAGAGCAGCGCGGGGGAGGACGGCCUGGAGGACCUCACUAAGGCCAUCAUCGAGGACGUCCUCCGGAUGCCGGGCAACGAAAUCUGCUGCGACUGCGGAGCUGCUGAUCCAAAGUGGCUGUCUACUAACCUGGGUAUUCUGACGUGCAUCGAAUGCUCUGGGAUCCACCGUGAGAUGGGUGUCCACAUCUCCCGCAUUCAAUCCAUGGAACUAGACAAGUUAGGGACCUCAGAACUCUUGCUGGCCAAGAAUGUAGGGAAUAGUAGUUUCAAUGAGAUCAUGGAGGGAAACCUCCCUUCUCCUUCACCAAAGCCCAACCCCUCAAGCGACAUGACAGUGAGGAAAGAGUUUAUCAACGCUAAGUAUGUGGACCACAAGUAUGCAAGGAAAACAUGCACAUCUGCGGCAGCUAAAAUGAUCGAGUUAUUUGAGGCAGUCCAGUCCAGGGACCUGCUGGCUCUGAUCCAGGUCUAUGCGGAGGGGGUGGAGCUGAUGGAGCCCCUCCCAGAGGCCGGACAGGAGACUGGGGAGACAGCACUGCACUACUCUGUAAGGACUGCUGACCAGACCUCACUGCACCUGGUGGACUUCCUUGUGCAAAACAGUGGUAACGUAGACAAGCAGACGGAGUGGGGGAACACCGCCCUCCAUUACUGCUGCAUGUAUGAGAAGCCUGAAUGCCUGAAGUUACUCCUGCGGGGCAAGCCAGCCACCGACAUCACCAAUCAGAACGGAGAGACUGCACUGGAUGUUGCCAGGCGACUGAGGAACACUCCGUGUGAGGAGGCACUUGUGCAGGCUGCAGAGGGCAAGUUCAACCCCCACAUCCAUGUGGAGUACGAGUGGAGCCUGCGACUGGAGGAGAUGGACGAGAGUGAUGACGACCUGGAUGACAAGCCCAGUCCCAUUAAAAAGGACCGGUCCCCCAGGCCUCAGAGCUUCUGCCACUCCUCCAGCCUGUCCCCCCACGACAAGCUCUCUCUGCCGGGCUUCAUCAGCCAAAGGGACAAGCAGCAGCGUCUGUCCUACAGCGCCUUCACCAACCAGAUGUACAGCGCCUCCACCGACCUCAGCUCCUCUCCUGUGGCAGACGGACCCCCACUGCCCCCCAGGAACCAAGGCAAAGCUCCACACUUGGCAUUCCUUGGCUCUCAUUCGCACUACGCCACACUGGCUGGCACUCGACCAUACAUCACUCCACCCAUAUCCGGCCCUCCCUCUGCACUCACCCCAGGAGGCAGCUCUACUCUGUCCAAGAAGAGGCCACCGCCCCCCCCUCCUGGACACAAACGCACUCUGUCUGACCCACCCAGCCCGCUCUCCCACAGUCCACACAGUAAAGGGGGCAUAACUGGGGGAAGUGACUCUACUCCUCCGCCAGUCACCAAGAUGUCUCCUGUGUCUAAUAAGUUUGAAGGCAUUCCUCAGCAGCAAAGCUCCACUUCAAGUAACACCAAAUCUACACUUGGUCCAAGGGUGUUGCCAAAACUACCUCAAAAAGUGGCACUGCGGAAGAUCGACACUAUACACCACCCGUCAAUGGAUAAGCCGAGCCUUCCCCCAGAGGUCUUCCAGAAGUCCCCACCAGGAAACGACACUCCCCAGAAGGCCCCCCCUCCAGAGAGGCCCCAGCCCGGAGACCUGCCCCCCAAACCCCAGCCCUCAGAGCUCCCUCCCAAACCCGGAGAGCUGCCCCCCAAACCCCACCUGUCUGACCUGCCGCCGAAGCCCCAGCUGAAGGACCUGCCCCCAAAGCCUCAGCUGUCCGACCUGCCUCACCACAAGCCCGACCACAAGCCCGACCACAAGCCUGAGUCCGCGCCCAGGCCGGACCCUGUGCAGAGGCCCCAGACCCAGCCUCCGCCCCCGCCUCAGUCCCAUCAAGCUCAGCCACAGGCUACUUCACCAGCACCGCUGCAGACCACGCCCCAGGUCACCCCGCAGGUCACCCCCCAGGUCACCCCCCAGGAUUCACCUUCACCCAAUCAGCAGGCGAUGACGGUGCCCUCCUCCCCACAGUCUGCGGAGGACACUAACGGGACCCCGGCUGGGAUGGCUGAGACUCCGGUGCCUCUGCCGCGGAAGAUCAACACACCGGGAAAGAGCAAAACACGCCGAGUCAAGACCAUCUACGACUGUCAGGCCGACAACGACGACGAGCUCACGUUUGCCGAAGGGGAAGUGAUCAUAGUGACCGGUGAAGAGGACCAGGAGUGGUGGAUCGGUCACAUCGAAGGAGAACCGGACAGAAAGGGGGUGUUUCCUAUGUCUUUUGUGCACAUCUUGAGUGAUUGA